AUGGGCAAGAAGGAGCAGAAGGACCACGCGGCCGCGGAGCAGUUCGAGCGCGCGAAGCUCCGGGAGCAGUUCGACCGCAUCGACACCGACGGCAGCGGCAAGGUCGACAAGUUCGAGCUCAAGUUCCUGCUGCGCAAGGUCACGGGGUCGACGCCGACGGACGACGAGGUCGAGGCCAUCAUGCAGGACAUCGACACGUCCGGCGACGGCCUCGUCGACUUCUCCGAGUUC
Aureococcus anophagefferens is the source of this 231-nucleotide messenger RNA. RefSeq lists its product as hypothetical. NCBI's taxonomy places the organism in Eukaryota, Pelagophyceae, Pelagomonadales, Pelagomonadaceae. The annotation marks the transcript as partial. Gene Ontology annotation, molecular function: calcium ion binding. The record is from RefSeq and is a predicted model, not a curated record. The transcript has a single exon.